AUGACGAGGGUGGGUCGAGAUUUUGGGGAUACAAUGCAAAAGGAUGCCGUUCCAGCUGUGUCUGCUGACGUAAUUUUUUCCUCAAGUCGAUUUCCUAAUUACAAAAUUGGAGCUAACAAUCAGAUUGUGGAGGCAAAGGAUGAGCAAAAGGUACUAUCAAUGAAGGAAGUUGUUGCACGUGAGACAGCACAAUUGUUGGAACAGCAAAAACGCCUUUCAGUCCGUGACCUUGCCAGUAAAUUCGAGAAAGGGUUGGCUGCUGCUGCUAAGUUGUCUGAAGAGGCUAGACUUAGGGAGGCAGCUUCUUUGGAGAAACAUGUCCUUUUGAAGAAGCUUCGGGAUGCACUGGAAUCAUUAAAAGGACGUGUGGCUGGUAGAAACAAGGAUGAUGUAGAGGACGCCAUUUCAAUGGUGGAGGCUUUAGCAGUUCAGUUGACUCAAAGAGAAGGGGAGUUAAUGCAAGAAAAAGCCGAGGUGAAGAAGCUAGCAAUUUUCUUAAGCAGGCUUCAGAAGAUGCUAAAAAACUUGUCGAUGAGGAAAGAGCUUUUGCUCGUGCUGAAAUUGAAAUGCCAGAGCAGCAGUACAGAGAGUGGAAGAAGCUCUUCAGGAACAAGAACAAAUGUCGCGAGCUUCUGGGAAGCAGGUGUGUGCUAUAUGCCUAUUUUUAGACCGCAAAAUUUCUAG
Prunus armeniaca (apricot) is the source of this 684-nucleotide messenger RNA. Lineage: Eukaryota; Viridiplantae; Streptophyta; Magnoliopsida; Rosales; Rosaceae. The record is from the annotation of a GenBank genome assembly.